Molecule: messenger RNA, 1152 nt
Organism: Pochonia chlamydosporia 170
Lineage: Eukaryota; Fungi; Ascomycota; Sordariomycetes; Hypocreales; Clavicipitaceae
Product: aminomethyl transferase
Exons: 1
Coding region: 1-1152 (383 amino acids)
Cellular component (GO): mitochondrial matrix
Molecular function (GO): protein binding
Source: RefSeq, a predicted model, not a curated record
AUGCGCAGUCUCGUAGGACGUGGUCCGUCCGCGCGCCUCCUCUGCCGAAGCUGUCUCCAACAGCAACGCCAAUUCGCAAGCUCGGUUGCACCUCCAAAACCACCGUCAUCCGGUCUCGCUGCCCUCCCGUCACGACAGCUUCUCUCCGUAUCCGGGCCCGAAGCCACAAAGUUUCUUCAGGGCAUAACUACGGCCAAUAUCACAAAUGAAGAAGGUUUACCGCGCACAGAUGCCUUCUACUCUGGCUUCCUGAACGCAACGGGCCGCGUAGUCCACGACCUCUUCAUAUACCCCUUCCACCAGAGCAAGCAGGGCCUCGCCGACAAGGAAGAUGGAUACCUAAUCGAGGCUGACGCAAGUGAGAUGGCGAGAUUCGCCAAGCUCAUCAAGCGGUACAAGCUUCGUGCGAAAGUUACAGUCCGGAACGUAGCGCAGGACGAGGCUGCUGUGUGGCAGGCGUGGGAUGACGCAUCACAGUUGGACAUCACGCCCGAUCAGUCGAGGCUGGUGUUGAAGGACCCCAGGGCUCCAGGGUUAGGAUACCGAAUUAUUCAGCUGAACCAAAAAUCUCCCGAGGUUGAUCUCGACACCUCGACGCAAGAUGCGUAUACGAUUCGACGAUAUCUGCAGGGGGUUCCGGAGGGCCAGGACGAAAUCCUUCGCGAACAGGCUCUUCCACUUGAGAGCAAUAUGGAAAUGAUGAAUGGGAUAGACUUCCACAAGGGCUGUUACGUAGGGCAGGAGCUCACGAUUCGAACAAAACACCGGGGUGUUGUGCGAAAACGUAUCCUGCCGUGCAUGAUCUACAGCAAUGACAAGGCGGCCCCGCAGAGCCUCAUGUACGAUCCAGAGUGCACCUCUCCGGAGAGUUUGACGGCCGAUAUGAUUCCCGCCGAGACGAGCAUCGGCAGGUUUGGCAAGAAGGGACGCAGUGCGGGCAAGUGGCUGAAGGGGGUGGGAAACAUUGGCUUGGGGUUGUGUAGGCUUGAGAUUAUGACGGAUGUGGUCUUGCCAGGGGAACAGGCUGCCGCUACGUAUAAGCCUGGGAAUGAAUUCGUGCUUGAAUGGGGCGAGGAGGAUAACAAGAACGAUGUGAAGGUGAAGGCGUUUGUGCCUGAGUGGUUGCGGGAGGGGCUUGGCACUCCGAGUUGA